CUGGAGGGCGGCCGGGUGGCGGCGGUGGCAUGGCAGAGCCGAGCGGGGCCGAGACGUGGCCCCCCAUUCGGGUCACCGUCAAGACCCCCAAGGACAAGGAGGAAAUUGUGAUCUGCGAUCGAGCCUUGGUCAAGGAGUUCAAAGAGGAAAUCUCCCGGAGGUUUAAGGCUCAGCAGGAUCAGCUGGUCGUGAUCUUCGCAGGCAAGAUCCUCAAGGAUGGGGACACACUGAACCAGCACGGAAUCAAGGACGGGCUCACUGUCCAUCUGGUCAUCAAGACCCCUCAGAAGGCUCAAGAUCCAGCUGCUGCCACUUCUUCUUCCCCCUCCACACCUGACCCUGCCUCAGCACCCUCCACCACGCCUGCUUCACCCGCCACCCCUGCCCAGCCCUCCACCUCUGGCAGUGCCUCUUCGGAUGCUGGCAGUGGAAGCCGGAGGAGCAGUGGUGGGGGGCCCUCUCCAGGGGCUGGGGAGGGAUCCCCCAGUGCUACUGCGUCCAUACUCUCUGGCUUUGGGGGCAUCCUGGGGCUGGGCAGCCUGGGCCUGGGCUCUGCCAACUUCAUGGAGCUGCAGCAGCAGAUGCAGAGGCAGCUGAUGUCCAAUCCUGAGAUGCUGUCGCAGAUCAUGGAGAACCCCCUGGUCCAGGAUAUGAUGUCUAACCCUGAACUGAUGCGUCACAUGAUUAUGGCCAACCCCCAGAUGCAGCAGUUGAUGGAGCGGAACCCUGAGAUCAGCCACAUGCUCAAUAACCCUGAACUCAUGAGGCAGACAAUGGAGCUUGCUCGGAAUCCAGCCAUGAUGCAAGAGAUGAUGCGGAACCAGGACUGGGCCCUGAGCAACCUUGAGAGCAUCCCUGGAGGGUAUAAUGCCCUCCGCCGCAUGUACACGGACAUCCAGGAGCCCAUGUUCAGUGCUGCCCGGGAAGAGUUUGGCAACAAUCCCUUCUCUUCCCUGGCCGGGAACUCCGACAGCUCAUCCUCCCAGCCUCUGUGGACUGAGAAUCGAGAGCUCCUCCCUAACCCCUGGAGCCCCUCGCCCCCCACCUCCCAGGCCCCCGGGUCCGGUGGGGAGGGCACCGGAGGAUCGGGGACCAGCCAGGUGCACCCGACGGUCUCGAACCCCUUUGGGAUCAAUGCGGCUAGCCUGGGGUCAGGGAUGUUCAAUAGCCCAGAAAUGCAAGCCCUCCUCCAGCAGAUCUCUGAGAACCCCCAGCUGAUGCAGAAUGUGAUCUCAGCAUCCUACAUGCGCAGCAUGAUGCAGACACUUGCCCAGAACCCCGACUUUGCUGCUCAGAUGAUGGUGAAUGUGCCGCUCUUCGCGGGGAACCCCCAACUGCCGGAGCAGCUCCGCCUGCAGCUCCCAGUCUUCCUGCAGCAGAUGCAGAACCCAGAGUCACUCUUCAUCCUUACCAAUCCCCGAGCCAUGCAGGCAUUGCUGCAGAUCCAGCAGGGACUACAGACCUUGCAGACCGAGGCCCCUGGGUGCUCCUUUGGGAUGUCCCGGACCCCAGCACCCUCAGCAGGCAGCAACGCAGGGUCUACGCCCGAGGCCCCCACUUCCUCACCAGCCACGCCAGCCACAUCUUCUCCAACAGGGGCUUCCAGCACCCAGCAGCAACUCAUGCAGCAGAUGAUCCAGCUUUUGGCCGGAAGUGGAAACUCACAGGUGCAGACGCCAGAAGUGAGAUUUCAGCAGCAGCUGGAGCAGCUCAACUCCAUGGGCUUCAUCUAUCGUGAGGCCAACCUGCAGGCCCUGAUUGCCACAGGAGGGGACAUCAACGCAGCUAUCGAGAGACUGCUGGGCUCCCAGCUCUCCUAAUCCCUCGGCCCCUGCCUCCUGCCUCUCCCCUCCCUCGAUGUCAGCAUUCGGUUCUUCUGUCAAUCCUUACCCUCUGCAGCUUGUCAUCCCUUCCGUCUUCUCCCUCAUCCUUUCCAAACAGCAGGGUGACUUUAGAGGCAUGGGCUCCAACCCCUUAGCUCUGUCUGAGAAUUAUGGUUUUACUGCUACGUCUCUAACAGAAUCUUCUCUCCUGGUCUCCUUGAGCAGUGCUACUUAAACAGUUUUCACAGUUUCAUUGAUUGACUCUACCUCCUUGCCCCACACCACUUUUGCAGUCUUUAAACUUUCAGUGGCUGGGCAGAGUCGAGGGAGGAACCAGCUCUCUGGUUUACUGGAACAUAGUCUUCCAUCUAUACCACUAGGGUUUUGUCUUAUGUUUACUUUUGGUAACUCUCCUCCUCCUUUUUCUCCCUACCCCGCAACCCCUAGCCCAACCAAUGCUAGAAUUUCUCGCUCUGAAGGAGGAGCAGGUGAAACAGGUGGUAAUUUUCCUCCUCGGCCCCUAUUGUGGUUCAUUCAGCACUUUUUGGUGGGAACUGUUGGAAAUUCCAGGGUAAGGAGGAAGACGCCUGUUCUCCCUGUCUGAAGAGGGAGAUGAGACAGCUCUCUGGACAGGAAUUAACAAACCCUGGAGCAGCCCAGAGGAAAUUGGUGUGAAAGAGGAGGGAAUGAGAUUAUUCGGAGGAAGGGAAUGGGGGAGACAGCCUGAGUAAAAGGCUUGGAAGUUGGAAUUAACAGUGGGGAGCAGAAGCACUCAUAGCUCUUUUAGGCAGAAGAA
This is a messenger RNA of Gorilla gorilla gorilla (western lowland gorilla), 2619 nucleotides long. RefSeq names its product ubiquilin-4-like. Gene Ontology annotation, cellular component: cytosol. The transcript has a single exon. Gene Ontology annotation, molecular function: polyubiquitin modification-dependent protein binding. The record is from RefSeq and is a predicted model, not a curated record. NCBI's taxonomy places the organism in Eukaryota, Metazoa, Chordata, Mammalia, Primates, Hominidae. Bases 30 to 1820 code for a protein of 596 amino acids. Gene Ontology annotation, biological process: ubiquitin-dependent protein catabolic process.